AUGACUGACGUUGCAACCAAGCUCUGGUACAUCGUGCACACCUACUCCGGCUUCGAAAAGAAGGUGGAGGACUCGCUGAAGCAGCGCGUGCAGGCGUACGGCAUGCAGGACGAGAUCGGCGAGGUGCUCGUCCCGACCGAGGAUGUCGUGGAGAUGCGCGGCGGCCGGCGGGUGAUUACCUCAAAGCGUUUCUUCCCCGGCUACAUCCUGGUCGAGAUGCAAAUGUCCGAUCAGGCGUGGCACGUCGUCAAGAACACGCCGAAGGUGACCGGCUUUGUCGGCGCCGGAUCGAAGCCGACGCCGCUGACGCACGAGGAGGUGGAUCAGAUCCUCCACCAGGUGACGGUGGCGGCCGAGCAGCCGAAGCCCAGGUACACGUUCGACAAGGGCGACCAGGUGCGGAUCAACGAGGGUCCCUUCUCCAGUUUCAACGGUGUGGUCGACGAGGUGAACGUCGACCGCAACACGCUGAAGGUGAUGGUGACCAUCUUCGGGCGCUCCACGCCGGUGGAGCUCAACUUCCUGCAGGUGGAGAAGGUCUGA
This is a messenger RNA of Geodia barretti, 543 nucleotides long. The record is from the annotation of a GenBank genome assembly. Lineage: Eukaryota; Metazoa; Porifera; Demospongiae; Tetractinellida; Geodiidae.